CGUUGUUUGCCAUUAAUGGGUGGCUAUUUAACCAAUAGUGGAGUUGUGGAUUUAAAAAGGUUACAAUAUAUGGUUACAGAACUUGGUAAACAAGAAGAUGAUAUUUUUCUUCGACGAUAUCGAAAUGAACAAAGACGAGCUCCGCAACCUCUUCCUGCCCCGAAACGUCGAAAGGUCAAGGCAAAUAAAGUUAUAGACAAGUACAAAAUAAUUUUUAAUUCCUUAACUAAUGAAUACGCUACAUAUAGCUUGCCUCAUUUGCCAAUAGGGAUGCCCCUUCUCCCAGUAAAAGGAUUUGACUCGCACCUUCGUGCGAAGUCAAAUCAAGAGGUAGUUGCUAAUAGACAAGAAUUACGUAUAGCUAAUAUAAAUGCCGCUCAAUUAUUAAAAGCAGAAUUAAGUAGUUCCGACACCACUACUUCAACAGCAAAUAUUAAUAUAACAAUCGAUAAAAACUCAAAUUCAUCACUUCAAAUGGAUUAUGGUAGUUCUGAAGUUUCAGUUAAACAAGAUAUCGUUGCCAGUAGCGAUGAGGCUUUAUCAACAUCAUUGACCACGUCAAAAGAUGAAGAUGAAGAUCAUGCUGAUUCAAUUAG
Molecule: messenger RNA, 596 nt
Organism: Funneliformis mosseae
Lineage: Eukaryota; Fungi; Glomeromycota; Glomeromycetes; Glomerales; Glomeraceae
Source: the annotation of a GenBank genome assembly